AUGGAGAGAAGAUCACAUUCUUCGGAAGAAGGGCAAAAAGAAGAAGACUAUAAUUUGUUCCCAAUCUAUUCCGAAAGGUCCCAACAAGACAUGUCAGCUAUGGUCUCAGCCCUUACACAAGUCAUUGGCGGCACCAACAAUGACCCACUUGAUCAGAUGCAUGAAGAUGCUGUAUUAACUUCCACCCACUCUAGCUCUACCCAAAAUACUGAACACUCCCAACAACCACCGCAAGAUCAAGGUAAUGUAAGAAGAAGACACUAUAGAGGAGUGAGACAGCGACCAUGGGGGAAGUGGGCGGCAGAGAUUCGCGAUCCAAAGAAAGCAGCGAGAGUUUGGCUUGGAACUUUUGAAACUGCUGAAGCUGCGGCUCUUGCUUAUGAUGAAGCUGCACUUAGAUUCAAAGGAAGCAAAGCAAAGCUCAAUUUUCCUGAAAGAGUUCAAGGCACAGGCGAAUUUGGUAAUUACCUCACAAAUCAACAACAUAUGCUUUCAAACAGUGGUAAAAAUGAACAACCAUUAUCUAACCCAGUUGCUACACACUUUACUCAAGAAACGUAUCAAAGUAAUCCCUUUCAAUAUGCACAACUCAUGGGUAGUGCAAGUGGUGGCAACUUCAAUCAAGAUAUGCUUAGUUUUUAUGGGAGAGACAUGUUUGUUUCUUCUCAGCCACCAGCAUCUUCGUCUUCUUCUGGAUUAUCGCAGCAGCAACAACAAGAGCAGUUUUUGAGAUUUUCAAUGCAAUUCGGAGGCUCUUCUUCUGGUUCUGAGCCUCCUAGGAAUUGGAGGGAUGGUAGACAAUGA
Molecule: messenger RNA, 804 nt
Organism: Abrus precatorius (Indian licorice)
Lineage: Eukaryota; Viridiplantae; Streptophyta; Magnoliopsida; Fabales; Fabaceae
Product: ethylene-responsive transcription factor ERF114-like
Exons: 2
Coding region: 1-804 (267 amino acids)
Biological process (GO): regulation of DNA-templated transcription; ethylene-activated signaling pathway
Molecular function (GO): DNA binding; DNA-binding transcription factor activity
Source: RefSeq, a predicted model, not a curated record